ACUGGAACAGCUAAGAAAUACUCUUCAACUAAGAACAUCCGAUUUUUUUUUUAGAGAUGAAAGUGAAUCUGUUCACUAGGUCAGCAACACCUUUUUAACUACAAAUGAAGCUAAGGGUCGAGGCAUUGAGCACUUGCAGCACUUCAAGAAAGAGCCAAUUGCUUGAUAUGUCGUUCCAUUAUACGCCAUGCUUUCUGCGACGCCCACCACGCCUCAUCAAACGCAACGGCGUGUUUUAUCUACAUAUACAUUCGGCCGUAACCGUAGCCAGAGGAGAGAUCAUCCAUCGCUAAUGCAUCCCGCGCCUAAUAACGAAGUCUAUUGUAAUCAAAACAUGUUGGAAGAGGAGGUGCUGGUACAAGAGGAGGUUGGAUGA
Mollisia scopiformis is the source of this 376-nucleotide messenger RNA. RefSeq lists its product as uncharacterized. The record is from RefSeq and is a predicted model, not a curated record. The transcript has a single exon. NCBI's taxonomy places the organism in Eukaryota, Fungi, Ascomycota, Leotiomycetes, Helotiales, Mollisiaceae. Bases 105 to 293 code for a protein of 62 amino acids.